CGAGGCAGGCACGCCGCGCGCUCUCGAUGAGCGUUCCGCUUCGCUCGCACCAUUCCGUGUUGCUGCACCGUUUCUGUCGAUUUCGUUGUACGCGCGUCCCUCGACACGCAUCGAAGAGCAUUAGGCAAACGUUGAAGCAGCCUGGAUCGCGCAUUUCUCACGUGUGGGAGUGCCCCUGCGUCGGAUAUAACGCGCGUGCCGUGUACGAGCUGUCAAACGGGAGUCGGGACCGGCGCGUUUUCGCGCGGAAUUGCACGCGGUCGAGAAAAAAGCCGUCACGUGCACAAGCGAAGUGGUGUGCCGGGGUGACUACCCCCGCGUCGCGGAUUUGCAUCGCGCGAAAUAUGAACGACGCGUGGGACAACUCGUAACGAGUGUUGUGCGGGCGUUCUCGCGUACAGUUGUAAAUAUAUACACGAGUACAAACGUCACGUGGCGGCCAGGAUGCUCUGGAGACUCGUGAUAUUGCUGUUCGUCAUCGCGCGGCCAGCCGAGAGUUACUUCAAUCUCUUCCUCAGCUUCGCGGAGGUUCACAGGCUACUGGGACUGGACGGAGAAUUAUUUUACGUCAGGGAAGGGACCGUAAAUGAGUAUGCUAUGAAAUUCGUCGUUCCAGUACCAGCGUUAAUUCAAAAGCUCCACUUCACAUGGGAAAAUCUCGCUGGUAGACCACUACCAUAUACGAUGUUCGUGGAUAUCAGCAAUCCUACAGCACUGAGUAGUUCCUUAAACAUUUCCCACAUUGGCGAGAUACCGGUUGGUGGUUUACAAACAUGGGCCUUAUCAUUGCACUGCGGACCCUACAAUAUAGAGGUCGACCUCAGUCUCCGAAUAAACGUCUCGGUAUCAAGAAAGAAUACGACCAGCUUGGAGUUCAAGCGAAAAAAAAUUUGUAUGAACUUGAAAGAGACUCCCACCGAGCCUGAAGAAGUUCUAGUCGCUGCCCCUGACUCCACUUCCGGCGGUCAGAUUUUCUAUGUGGCAAUUGGUUGUGCGUGUGCGUUCAUGGCGGCUAUUUUCGUUUUGAUUAUUAUCUAUUACGUACGUGAUAAGAAGACUAGGAGACAUCGAGAUCCUCUACAAGAAUCCAGAGGACUCAGUUCAGCGUGCAGUAUGGAAAGAGGCACUGGAGUGGGACCUGCGCAAACUUUUUUAUCACCAGAAACACCUCCACCUACCUCUGCUGCGUCAGGAUCAUCUUAUAGAAGACUAGAUGAUCGCCCUAACAGAGAACUUCAUGAAAGAAUUCAAGAAAUCACCGUACAAAGAUGCAGAGUACGUCUGAUUAGUAUUGAAUUGGAGGGAACGUUUGGGCGCGUGUAUAGAGGCAGUUACCAUGAAGAAGGUGCUUUAUCUCCGAAGGACGUACUAGUGAAAACUGCUGCCGAGCAUGCAUCCCAAUCGCAAGUUGCUCUUCUAUUGCGGGAAGGUUUAGCUUUGUAUGGACUCAGUCAUCCAGCAUUACUUCCGGUCCUCGGUGUUUCCAUUGAGGACAGAAGUGCGCCUUUUCUGCUGUACCCACACACGGGUUACAAAAAUAUGAAAAGAUUUCUGUUGAGAUGCAAGUUCAGUAACGAAGGGCCUCCAAGAGCUCUUACAACGCAGGAAGUCGUCGAAAUGGCACUUCAGGCUGCUAAAGGUGUACAAUAUCUUCACAGAAAGAGACUUGUUCAUAGAGACUUGGCUGCCAGAAAUUGCGUGGUGGACGAUGACUUGAGAGUGCAAAUCACGGAUAAUGCCUUGGCUAGAGAUUUGUUUCCACAGGAUUAUCACUGCCUCGGCGAUAACGAAAAUCGCCCUAUUAAAUGGCUAGCAAUAGAAAGUUUACUUAAUAAGACUUUUACUACAGCCUCUGAUGUGUGGGCAUUCGGCGUUUUUUUGUGGGAACUAACGACGUUGGCGCAACAGCCUUAUGGAGAAGUGGAUCCAUUUGAAAUGGCAUCCUACCUUCGAGAGGGAUACAGGUUGGCACAACCAAUAAAUUGUCCAGACGAGUUGUUCGCAGUGAUGGCAUAUUGCUGGGCGAUGUCAGCAGAAGAGAGGCCAACAUUCAGUCAAUUACUUAUUUGUUUACAAGAUUUUCACACGCAGUUAACACGAUAUGUUUAA
Atta colombica is the source of this 2109-nucleotide messenger RNA. It is a transcript of the gene dnt, whose product is annotated as tyrosine-protein kinase Dnt-like. The transcript has 8 exons. The record is from RefSeq and is a predicted model, not a curated record. Gene Ontology annotation, cellular component: signaling receptor complex. Bases 445 to 2109 code for a protein of 554 amino acids. Gene Ontology annotation, molecular function: protein tyrosine kinase activity; ATP binding. Gene Ontology annotation, biological process: cell surface receptor protein tyrosine kinase signaling pathway; axonogenesis; protein phosphorylation. NCBI's taxonomy places the organism in Eukaryota, Metazoa, Arthropoda, Insecta, Hymenoptera, Formicidae.